UCCCCUCGCCCCGCCCCCUAGGGCCCGCCCCUUCCCGGGCCGCGCACCCGCGCGCCCCGCCCGCGGGCGGAAGCUGGAGCGAGGCUGAACGCCUGACGUCAAGGCGACAUCGCCAAACCUCGCCCAGAUUCAGGCGUGUAAACCAGCCGGAGCGGCGCGGCAGCGGCAGGACCGCCGUGGCGCCUAGAGUAGCGACCCGGGGGGAGCGCGGGGCGACGCUGGCUGCAGGGACCCGGUGACAGCGUGAGAGGUUCGCAGAGUACUAGGUUUUGACAAGCUUGCAUCAUGCGUGAGUAUAAGCUAGUCGUUCUUGGCUCAGGAGGCGUUGGAAAGUCUGCUUUGACUGUACAAUUUGUUCAAGGAAUUUUUGUAGAAAAAUAUGAUCCUACGAUAGAAGAUUCUUAUAGAAAGCAAGUUGAAGUAGAUGCACAACAGUGUAUGCUUGAAAUCUUGGAUACUGCAGGAACGGAGCAAUUUACAGCAAUGAGGGAUUUAUACAUGAAAAAUGGACAAGGAUUUGCAUUAGUUUAUUCCAUCACAGCACAGUCCACAUUUAACGAUUUACAAGACCUGAGAGAACAGAUUCUUCGAGUUAAAGACACUGAUGAUGUUCCAAUGAUUCUUGUUGGUAAUAAGUGUGACUUGGAAGAUGAAAGAGUUGUAGGGAAGGAACAAGGUCAAAAUCUAGCAAGACAAUGGAACAACUGUGCAUUCUUAGAAUCUUCUGCAAAAUCAAAAAUAAAUGUUAAUGAGAUCUUUUAUGACCUAGUGCGGCAAAUUAACAGAAAAACUCCAGUGCCUGGGAAGGCUCGCAAAAAGUCAUCAUGUCAGCUGCUUUAAUAUACUAAAUGCAUUGUAGCUCUGAGCCAGGUCUGAAGAACUGUUGCCCAAUUCAACAGUGCCAGCAUUCCAACUUUGUUAAACCUACCAACAUCUUAAAUGGACUUUCCUGUGGUGGUACCCUUUAAGAGGCGGAUGAAAGCUACUAUAUCAGUUUGCACAUUCUAAUCACUUUCCAGUAUCACAAGAGAGAUUUUUACUUAUAUAAUAGUCCUAGAGUAUGCAGCUGGUAAAACCAGAGGCUACAUCCAGUAUUACUGCUAAGAGACAUUCUUCAUCCACCAAUGUUGUACAUGUAUGAAAAUGGUGUACUGUAUACUUUAACAUGCCCCAUACUUUGUAUUGGAGAGUACAAUAAUGUAAAUCCUAAAAGCACCACUAUUUUAGCAUAAUAAAAGAAAGUCCAAAGAGCUCCUAUAUAGACUACUCCAGAUAACUUCGCUUCUUUGAUACUUGUAGCUUAUUGUAAUUUUUUUUAAGAAAUUCAAGGUCAUUAUUAUUGUACAAAAUAAGCGCUUUGAUUAACACAGCUAUAUAGUUUUUUUAAUUUUUAAAAAACCUGUGGAGACAGUGAUCUUGUCUUUAAAAUAUGAUAGUCCUUUCAGUAUAAUGUCUUAGAUUAAAGACGUUGCCUUUAAUAUCUGUUGGGAAGGAAAUGUCCAGACUUUUCAAAUCUCUUAUUAUAUGUUUCCUUUUUUUGUUUACAUAGGGAACAAUGUUUAUAGUCGUGUGUACAGUGGGGGUCUACAACAAGAAGUGUAUAUUUUCAAACAAUUUUUUAAUGAUUUAACAAUUUUUGUAAAUCAUUUUCAGGCUUCUGCAGCUGUAGAUUCUCACUGUGAAUCCCUUGCUUGCUCAUGCAUAAGUGUAUUUGCAAUACCAAAUAUACAGGUUUAGUAUUUUUGCCUGUUAGUGAUUGUUUCACAUGUGUAACGUUUUGGUUGAGAUGUUAAAUGGUGGACGAGUACUGUGGAUGUGAAUGUGGGAAGUAAUUUUAAUCAUAUGUAAUUGGUCACAAGGCCUAAUUUGCAGUAACUAUUGCUGUUUUAUUUAACAAUGCCUUGUUGCUUUGUAUGCAUUAAUGUUUGGAUGUAAAGAUUGUGUGUCUAUCCAACAGGGAGCCACAGUAUUUAAAUUGACCAACCUAAUGUUACAACUACUUUGAGGUGGCCAAAUGUAAACUAAAAGCCUUAAUUAAAGUGGUGCAAUUUUGUAUAACUUAGCAUCAGUAGUUCAAUAAAUUUGGAUUGCCAUGCAAGGGCUUGCAUUAUAA
This is a messenger RNA of Pan troglodytes (chimpanzee), 2113 nucleotides long. RefSeq names its product RAP1B, member of RAS oncogene family (gene RAP1B). Lineage: Eukaryota; Metazoa; Chordata; Mammalia; Primates; Hominidae. Gene Ontology annotation, molecular function: GTPase activity; GTP binding. The record is from RefSeq and is a predicted model, not a curated record. The coding region runs from base 286 to 840 and encodes 184 amino acids. Gene Ontology annotation, biological process: Rap protein signal transduction. The transcript is spliced from 8 exons. Gene Ontology annotation, cellular component: membrane.